This is a messenger RNA of Lolium perenne, 761 nucleotides long. The record is from RefSeq and is a predicted model, not a curated record. Lineage: Eukaryota; Viridiplantae; Streptophyta; Magnoliopsida; Poales; Poaceae.
UCGUAAAGCAGAGCGAAGUUGCUGGAGGUUAUCGUGCUGGAGGUUCUGGCUCAUUCGUGAAGCAGAGCGAAGUAGCUGGAGGUUAUCCUGAUGCUAAGUGCCAGCACGUGGCUGUGAGCCAGUGACACGGUAUAACGCCACGUACCCCACGGUUCCCACGUGUACGUCCAUGCAUAGCAGUUGCCGCUUAACGUGCCCACACUUAUUAAGGUCCCUCUCGUCCUUCACGGAUGGCACAUCAGCACUUAAGCAGCGGCAAACAAGCAGACACGAGAAAAGCUUCGUCGUUGAGGUAGGCAGCUAGGCACCAACAAGAAGCACCGUCAGUCAUGUGGCCGGAGAUGAAGGCGUGGGCCUCCAUGGCCGACAACGACCCGCUGAAGCGUGGCUCAUCGUCCAGCCCGCUGCGCCGCAUGAGCCCUACGACGAUGGCCAUGGGCGGCCUCCUCGUCGUCGGCACCCUUGGCUACUUCAUGCUCAGCAAGGACGACAGGCGCAAGGCUGCGGAUGACAGGCACAACGAGCGCCUGGCUCACCGUCCUUGAAAAGCCGUCGUCCUGCUCACCACCGUUGAGAAGCAGCAGGCAUCGAUGGAGGCGGACGCCGAUCAGCUUAGCUGCUUAGUAGUAGUACAAGUAGAAACCACCAUGUAAUAAUAAAACCCCAUCCCCCGACUGGUUCUGGGUGCGGCGUAUAAAUCUCUUGUUGCUCUGUUUCUGUAGUACGUUUAUCAGUGAAAUAUGCAGAGAUUUUGCUGAGAA